This is a messenger RNA of Helicoverpa armigera (cotton bollworm), 4172 nucleotides long. Its product is annotated as ubiquitin carboxyl-terminal hydrolase 3. Gene Ontology annotation, biological process: protein deubiquitination. Gene Ontology annotation, cellular component: cytoplasm. Bases 174 to 1949 code for a protein of 591 amino acids. The transcript has 10 exons. The record is from RefSeq and is a predicted model, not a curated record. Lineage: Eukaryota; Metazoa; Arthropoda; Insecta; Lepidoptera; Noctuidae. Gene Ontology annotation, molecular function: zinc ion binding; cysteine-type deubiquitinase activity.
AUCAAGCCAAGGAAUUAAAUAUGUCGCUCUCGUUCAUUCGUAUUGGGCUUGCUUGUGCUUGCUGCGAGUAAAUUGAGCUUGAGGCGCAUAGCUGCGUUGAAAAUCAAUUUUUAUUUAAUUUUCUAUGAAUUAAAUUCAUGUGUUACUAUUUCGAUUCUAUCGUAUUAUGAAGAAUGGAAUGUACACAUUUAUUAGAUAACGUCAAGGUAGAUAAUUUCAACGUUGAGGACACGACGAUCACAAAGAACUUCAAUUGUUCAGAAUGUGCUGUAGAGGAACAAAAUUGGUUGUGUCUGCAUUGUGGGGUAGUCAACUGCGGCCGCUAUGUCAAAGGUCAUGCAAAGCUUCAUGCAGAGACACUUGAUCACCAGCUUUGUAUGAGCUGUGACGUCUAUUCUGUUUACUGUUACAAAUGUGAUGAUUAUGUAUCAAAUGAUUUGGAUUAUAGCCCAAUAGAUAAAAUAAGACAAAGUAUUAUGAACCUUAGACGGCAACAUGAUGCAGAAACCAAUGGUAAUUUAGAACAAUGCGAGGACAACAGCAAGGAUGGCAGUGAGGGGUGUAACAGUGUGUCCAGUACCUCAGUAUCGGAUAAAGCAACAUCUCCCGGAGGAAGUGGCGAUGACUCCAGAACACCUGAUGUUAUAUUAUCUACCGUGUCGUUUGGCGAUGUACCUAAUCUGACUCCAGAAACCAGCGAAACUAAACAUCCAAAAAGUAUUAAGAAUUCUGAUGAACCAGUUCGCAGUCUAAGACCUCGUUCACGCAAAAGAACUCACUCGGACGAAAGCAGUUCUACCGAAAACAGCACCACACAGCCAUCUAGAAAUAAGGAAAAGAAAACAUCACCAUGCAAUGGAAAAAGUCAACGAGAGAAGAAAGUUGUAGGAUUAAAAAAUUUAGGCAAUACUUGUUUUAUGAAUGCGGUACUACAAAGUCUUAACAAUAUACAGGAGUUUAGUUGCUACUUUAGUCAACUGCCGUCACUAGAAAUGAAGACGAAUGGGCGUAAAGUGUAUCAUUCGAGGAGUUAUACGAGGCAGGAGAUGCAUGAUGUUGUCAUGGCUGAAGAAUUAAGGAAGGUCCUCAUAAAUUUGAACAGCGGUUGCGGUUCAAAGGGCGCUAUAUCUCCGGAAUGCUUGUUCCUCGUCAUCUGGAAGGUGGUGCCGCGGUUCAGGGGCUACCAACAGCAGGAUGCUCAUGAGUUCCUGCGCUAUAUGCUUGACAGACUGCACACAGAGCUGCAACAGUUGCUGCCGGACCGCGCGGACAGCGGCUGUGUUCCGCGCGCACCGUCCGCGUCCAUCGUCACCGCGGUGUUUGGCGGCACGUUGCAAAGCGAAGUGCGUUGUCUAGCGUGCGGCACUGAGAGCAAAAAGUUCGAUCCAUUCUUGGACCUAUCGCUGGAGUUACCUGAAAUUGGCAGACACGAGGCACCCGUCGCCCUUAGCGACUGUCUAUCAAGUUUCGUACAGGUGGAAGAAUUAGCAGACACGGAGCGUUACUUCUGCAGCAGUUGUAAGAGCAAACAGAAGUCUACCAAGCAGUUCUGGAUCCGCCGACUACCCAACGUGUUGUGUCUACAUUUGAAGAGAUUCCGGUGGCAUAACUAUUUCAGAACCAAGGUGGACACGAGCAUAUCAUUCCCGCUGCGGUCGCUGGACAUGUCCCGCUUCGUGCUGAGCAACGUGCCCGACACGCGGCGCUCGGGGCAGGGGAACAACCUCUACGACCUCGCCGCCGUCAUCGUGCAUCACGGCUCCGGCGCGGGUUCGGGUCACUACACGGCAUUCGCGAUCAACGAGGAGCAAUGGUUCCACUUCAACGACCAGACGGUCCGCGCGGCCGACGCCGCCGCAGUCGCCGGCUGCAAGCCCUACAUCAUGUUCUACAUCCGCCGCGAGCUGUCGCUGCCGCCGCUGCCGCUGCCCGUGCCACUGCCCACGUGACCUCCACACCCACCCCCCACCACGCACAGGAACAGGCGAUAGCUACCUGAAUAUAUAACCAUGAUAUAAUCACUUCAGAGUUCUGAUACUGUGUUUUGUAAAUUAUAGUUCUCGAUACGUCAAAUAAAGAGCUACAAUCUCACUAGACGGACUUAAAAUUACAUUUAAGGAAUUUGACGCUGAAAUUCAUUGUGCAAUUUUCAAUAUACACUCUACAAAGUCGAUUUUGCACAAUACUUUACAUAUAUUGUGCAAUUUAAUUGAUCGUCUAGGCAGCGCCUUAUGUUACAUCAGAUGAUUUGAAUAUUUGCCGGUUAAUAACGUUGACUAUCUCAGCGGCUAAAAGACGACCUUUAGCCACGACGACUUUAUUAAAUUCUAAAAUGACGACUUUAUUAAGUUCUAAAACUAAAUUCUACGUAAUUAAGUUGUAUGAUAAUGUUAACUUGAAAAACUCAGUAUCGGCACUCUGAUCUACCGCAUGCGGUUGCCCGCAAGUUGGUGACGGUAACUUUGUAAAUGCGAUGCCCGCAUGCGGUGAGAGGACUGCGUGCGAAAACCAUGUCAUAUAUUUUUAUUUUACCUCUUUCAUAAAACUUGUACAUUUUACCUGAAAUUGUUAAUUAAUAGGCGCGUCAUACGGAACAUCACCAUUUUAGUUGUAACACCUAUAAAUAAGUAGUUUAGCGUACACUUAACAUUCAAGAAGAAUGAAAAACGCGCUGUGAGUUUUCCUCUUAAAAUCUUUGGUAUUUUAAUCGUUAGCUGCGCCUCCAUUUUGGAUAUCCUCAUGACGUCAGCAAGUGGCAAAUACUACACGUCAAAUAAGUUUGCCUCUCUGAAAUCAGCCAUUCUUUGCCUCACAUAUGCGCAAUAGUGUUUUGUUCAUACAUUUUACCUGAUGCGCAGUUGCUAAUAUCCAACUUUGGAGUGGCAGAGUUAUUUGACGUAAGCUGUGGAACACCUUUCAAGAUGACAUUUCAAAUUGGUAGUUUUGUUGACAAUGAUCUCGUCUACUUAAACAUUGCUAUCGUCAGUACUAAAAAGAUUGAGGCUUGCGUGAUAUCUCGCAGUUCAAAUUAUCUGAACAAUGGACGAUACGUGUGGUCGCCUCGCAUAUAUACGACGCGUCGCGAAGCAUCUAGAUAUACAAACAAUUAGAAUAUAAUACCUUAUUUCUCGCCUGAAAUAUACGAUCGACACGGAAAACAUAGGCCUUAUCGUAGCUGUAACUAGUUCAAUAAUCAACAAAAACAUGGAAUUUAUUUAUUCGUCUGUUGAAAUGUACCGAGAUAGGAUUGUGUGAUACUUUAUCGCAGUGCUUUGAAAGUUUAAGAUUUGAGCAUAUUGAAAUUAAAUCAUGUAUGUAUAUUUACCAUUGAUUAACUUAUUGAAAUGUAAACUUUUUACAAUACAUAUUAAAGUCCAUUUUACGGCGGCAUUCCUGUGUGUUUGAGCAGGUCUCAGUGAUUUUGUACAUUUACUAUAACUUUCUUUUUUAAUAUUGAUAGGUCUCAUAAAAAAGGGUAACUCAAAUUAGAGUGUUAUCGCCUGUAAUGAAAUAGCUCCUACUUUUUCAUACGACUGCAUAUUUUCUAAUGUAUUUCAACUUUUUAAAUAUAUAAAUGUAAUACGGCGCAUAUACGCCCCAUUUACUUGAAGCACUAUAUUUUGACUUUAAUAGUGUUUCACAUUUUGCUAAACUGUUACAUCGAUAAAUAACUGUCUCUAGUGGAACUUCUGUGAAUGUUAUUUGGUUCUAGAUAAAAUUAUUGAACAUCAGUAAAUAUUUCGAUGUAACUGUGUAUUGUGUAGCAUUAUUACCCUCGCCUCUAUUCUAUAAAACAUUACGUUACAUAGAUAUAAAAUGAAUACUCAUACAAAUUGAAUAGUUUAUGCAUUUGUUGACAAAUCAAUAUUAUAUAGAGUUUGUGCUCCUUACGAGUUCGACUACUGAUUACUUACAAUAAUGAUGUAUUUUAAAAGCGUGAUAAAUUGUUACUGACCUCACGACGGGUAACAAGAUAAAUGCCAUAGUUAAGAUGCAUUUCACAUUAUGAUUAGUUUAUGAAACUGGGAUUUUUGUUUAGUUAGGAUUCUGUCCGUUUGCAGUACUAAUUGUAUGAUAUUUUACAUUCCUUAUUCCACAUCCUCUUGAUCUACAUCGAUUGCAUGGUGAAAUAACUAAAAAUUUAAGCCAGUUAGUCAACGUGAGUCUAAAUU